UAUCUAGCGUCCCAACUUCGUUGAUCCAGAUAGCGCAUAGCUUCGAGUCGAGUGUCCUUAUUCUACCCAGAAGACACCUGCCAAUAUAGCUCGACGCAUAUUUCAGCGCCUCGACUUUGGUAUUCAGCAGCGACCGAAUUACGCGUGGAGACUUAUACCGCGGAUUGCUAUCAAGUUGGGCGGCGUGCACCUAAUCUCUCCACGGGCACAUGUUCGAUACCUCUGCCAAGACGCUCUGUCGUUCAGCAAUCAAGCCUCUUUUAGCAUUGCUUGAGAUCACCGCCGACUGAUCAAGUAAUAGGACAUAAUUAAGUGUGGGAUGCACCAUAUUUCAGUCUGCAGAAACCAUGGCCGACAAAGACGUGUCGAACACAGCUGCUGCUGCUCCUAAUCCUAUCUCACGCGUGAACACGAUUGAGCAAGAAGGAGCAAGUCCUCAAGUGGACAUUUCGAAAUUACACAACUUGCCAACGGAACAACAAGCGCUCUAUCUCUUGACGUUUACGGCAGACUUAGCCCGCCAUGUGCAUCAGCUGAGCUCUGAAGAGACCACUGCUCAGCAGACAUCUAUAAAGAAAGAGUUGCUUCAGAUCGUGAAUCUGCCAUCCCCUGCUCCCACUCGCCUGAUUCGACAAAACCUGGGGAGGUGUUUUAGGGACGUCUUCACCAAGGGAAGCCGUAAGGUGUUGUUUGAGACAAUCAACGACCUCAUCGCGAUUCUCAAUGCGACCAAGGACAAAGAUUUGCGAGCAAAGCACGCGGCUGUGCACUGUAUCGGCAUCGUGUUCGAAAGCGCUGGAGAUAGCGCUGUCAGUCUUUCACCCUUGGCGUGUACUGCUGUUCUCAAGUUGCUCAAAGUCUCUGUGAACGAUACUGGACUACGCAGCGCUAUCUUCAAGGCAUUCGGGAGAAUCGCGAAUGGGAUCGCAGUUGCGAUCGACGAAGAUGUCGGGCGCGCAAUCUGGAAGCAGGCCCGCAACUCGGCAACUAGCGACAAGUCCCUCCUUGUUCAGUCCAGUGCCUGUUGGUGUCUGGAGCAAUUGAUAAGAUCAACUCCGUAUUUUGACAACUCGAAUGACUUCGAGAAGUUGCAGAUAGCUUUGUGGAAAGCAAUGGAAAGCAGUUCGGUGCCUGUCCGGCAUGCAGCUGCAUCAUGCCUGACCCAGGAAUUCGUGAAAAGCUUCUCUGAUGCUUCGGAAAGAGAUGCCGUUCCAAAGCUUCGAAAACCGAGAAAGACCAGGAAGCCCAUGCAAGGAGAUGACUUCGAAGAAAUAGAUCGAGCUUCUUCGCCAGCACCAGAGAAGCCAUCGACUGCGCUUUCUUAUUCACUCUCGGAGAUCCUCAGGAUUCUGUCUAAUCAAUACUGCCGCCCCACAACGAAUAACAAAGUAAGGGCUGGCAUUGCCGUCUGCUAUAUCAAACUGUUAAGAGCGCUGGGCGCAGUGACUGUAGAGCAGAAUUAUGGCGAUAUUGUCCGCCAUCUAUUCUCAGAGAUUUUGAGUUACCCUGGCUGGCAAGCCAAUCGAUAUCGACAGCUGAUCAGCCGCAAGUUCGUUCGGAUCAUUCUUGAGCGCGUGGUAGGCCGAAUGCUCGGAGAAACCGCACAGCUAAAUGCGUGCAGAUUCCUCCUAAACGAGAUUAUCAGAGAUUAUCCGCAGGCUGUGAAAGAACGCCCAGAGCCGUCGAAAGCUGUAUUGACGGGCGCACUUAGUGCUCUAACCUCGCUGAUCGCUGACCUAGAUGCCGCGAUCGGGGUCCUGGCUGAGCAAUGUCGCGAAGGUCUCAUACAAGUUUUACCACAUCCUAAUUUCAGCGUACAAAUUCAUGCGGCUCGUGCAUUAAAGACAUUUGUGCUUGCUUGUCCACAGCAGCUUUUACCUGCUGUUACCAUCUGCAUGAAUAGUGUGAGCAGGGAGCUUGGCUUCCUUGGCGGACAGAGACAGAGUCCACGGCGCUGUGUCGGCUAUGCUCAUGGUCUGUCCGCUGUCCUCAGUACUUCCAACCAGCACCCACUAUAUGGCUCUGUGGAUGUCUAUGCUCGCGUGCUGCAGCAAGCCUCCACCCUUCUCAAGUCGAGCAGCAGCUCAGACCUGCGGAUUUCGAGUUGUCAGCUGCAAGUUGCAUGGAUCAUGAUUGGAGGACUCAUGUCGUUGGGGCCUAACUUUGUCAAAAUACAUCUCGCUCAGCUCAUGCUUCUGUGGCGAAACGCAUUACCCAAGCCUGUCUCGCGAGACAACAUCAAUCAACACACCAUGUUGGAAUUGAGCUACUUGGCACAUGUCCGAGAAUGCGCGCUCGGCUCGAUACGUGCAUUUCUUGCACACAAUCAAAGACUGCUGACAUCUGACAUCUCGCGUCGUCUUUCCGCAAUGCUCGAGAACACCGUAUCGUUUUUGCAAAGCCUGCCAAGCAAGAAGACGAGCGAUGAUCCCUCCCAUAGGCUGUCACCUGGGUUGCAAAUGCAAGACUACGAAACAAUGGUGCGGCGCAGGGUAUUUCAGUGCUUUUCGCAAUUACUUCGACUGAGUCCUGCUGGAAGUAUUGAGCCAACAUCACAUUCUGCGAUUUUGCCACUGGCGGCGAUGUCAUUUUCGGACGUCGAAUACGAUGCCCCUACAUCCUUAGGCGCGGCUAUUGCAAGCGCCGCAAGCGCCUUCGAGAGUAUUUGGGAGCUUGGCGACAACUAUGGUUAUGGAUUGACAGGGCUUCUUAGGGGCCUCAGCGUGCAAAAUCCAAUCAAUGGCAAGCUCGUCAGGCACUGGACGAGCCGGUCUGAUGAGGAAUCCGACAUUGACGCUACGAUUCUGACUCCCAUCGGCACAGCUGCUGAGCAUGAUCCCACUGAUUGUUACAUUGGCAAUAUUCGUGACCAGGAGCUUCCCGGACCAUCAGCCACCGAGGCUGUUGAUGCGGCGAUCGCUACCUUUGCACGCUCUCUUCCCCUGCAGGGCUCAAAAGUGCAAGAAUCUACGCUUGAACAAAUAACCUCAUCUUUGAGUUCCAAUCAGCUCAUCAAAGACCCCUUCCGCAAAGCUGCAAUUUUGAUCAAUGUCGCUGUUGCAUUGUCGACUGCUCUUGAGAUUGCCAGUGCAGACUCGGGCGUAUCCAGGGGUGAGCUACGGGGCGCCCGCGUUGAAAAAAGCUUACAAACAGUGUUGCACCUUUGUCUGAAAGAUGCAGACGACAGCGUUCGGUGCGUCGCAGCGCUGGCUCUCGGCCGCCUAUGUGCCAGCGCUGGGUCUGGCUUCACGGGAACCGAGGUGACAUAUUUGACGGAAACAAUCGUCAAUAAUCGAGAGCCUCAAGUGCGUGCGGGUUGCGCGCUAGCUCUUGCACAUAUCCAUCGCCAGCUUGGAGGUAUGUCGGCUGGCCUGCACAUGAAAAACAUCGUUGGUAUCUUGAUGUCACUUGUCGCCGACCCUCACCCACAUGUUCAUUUUUGGGCGCUCGACAGUCUCGCACAAAUUGCAGAGUCUGCUGGGCUCAAUUUCAGCACAUACGUGACCAGCGCGAUCGGAAUGCUCAGCCAAGUUUAUGUCUCUGACAGCCAUAAUCCCGAGACUGCGGCCUUGGCCUCGUCAAACAUGCUCAUGGAUUUGCCAGUGACAGCUGCUAUUGGACGGGGUGUCAACGCCAUAAUCAAUGUUCUUGGCCCUGACCUUCAAGACAUGGCUAAGUUGCGUGACAUGAUUCUUACAUUAGUGCAUUUGUUCUCUGAGGAAAAAGAUGUUGCGACGCUGCUGGAAAGUCUCAAAUGCCUUGAGCAUCUGAUGCUGUUUGCUCCACGGCAAAUGGACCUUGAGCAUUAUGUGCGGAGACUUCAAACAGACAUCGAUGCAGCCUCACCAGAAAUUGCAGAAACGGCAGUUGAUGGCUUUUUCACCUUGAUGCGCAGAGACGCAUCCGACAUCAUUCGAACAGCGGAGUCUGGUCUGGAAGAUCGACUAUGGGAAAUUUUAAAUCGUGAUCCCGGACACAAGACCAUUCAAAAUAUCUUCACGAAUUGGCUACAACAGACAGGCACAAGCGAUCCAGCGGACUGGAUUCAGCGUUGUAAUACUAUUUUGACUCGAACUCUGGCCCGCGUCGGGCAGCCGAAGGCCAUAGCAAGUGCUCGCACAGCAGGCCCAGACUUGCAGGACGAGGAGGUUGCAGGGUUUGCAGUCACGGCUGGGGCCAGCAAGGAAGAUGACCCGCAAAACUCCGGCCAGGAACUUAUGCGAUGGCAAGUCCGACUCUUCGCGAUGGAGUGCUUGUUAAACCUUAUUGCAAUGAUCAGAAAGGAGGCAGCCAUCAGCGAUGAAAGCGAGGGUGAGGCUGCAUUGCAGCGAAAAGUUGCAGAUGUCGUACGAAUCGCGUUUUCCGCUUCAACCGCAGGAGUGGCUGUAUUGCGCGUCGUGGGCAUGCAGAUCAUCGAUCAAGUGCUCAAACUAUUCGGCAAGACUCCAGAUCCUGACUUCUCCGAGGCUAUGCUCCUAGAACAAUAUCAGGCGCAGAUAAGCUCUGCGCUGACACCCGCCUUUGCUGCGGAUUCGUCCCCCGAGCUAGCAGCAGCAGCCGUAAACGUUUGUGCCACGUUCAUAUCUACAGGUAUCGUGACUGAUGUUGAGCGCAUGGGUCGAAUUCUGAAGUUGCUCGUCUCUGCACUGGAAAGUUUCUCAAGGGAAGGCGAGACGGCAAGUAUCGGAGAUUUGAAGGCGCUUAGCUCGAACGCGCAAGUGAUGGUGCGGAUGGCGGUAUUCGCUGCUUGGGCAGAGCUGCAGAUCGCCAGUGCCGAGCAGAAUUAUCUCCUCGAAGUUGUCAAACCGCAAGUGGUGCAAUUGGUGCCUCUGUGGCUGUCAUCGCUUCGUGAAUUUGCUCGUUUACGCUUCGAACCGGAUAUUUCUGCGACAACCGGCACGCCUCCAGACUCGACCGACCUUGACACGGUCUACGCAGCGCUGAAUCGCGAAACAUUAUUAAAAUUCUACCAAGCCUCCUGGCUAAGUCUCGUUGAUGCUAUAGCAAGCCUGAUUGACCAGGACAGCGAAUGCGUCUUUGACGCACUUGACGGGCAAAACCCUGAGCCUGGUGCCGAUGACCAGACCAGUGGUAGCGUUGCGCGCAAAGCCACAUCGAUCAAUUAUCGUGAGGAGCCUGUUGCAUUCUUCUUUGUCCUCUUUGGCUUGGCAUUCGAAUCUCUAGCCGUGCGAGGAAGUCAAGAUGAUACCAUAGCCCGUCAAAGGGGCAUGGAGAUUCUGACUGCGUUGAAGAAGAUUCUGCGACCAUCUGUGGCUGGUAACGCGAUUUAUCAAGAUGCCAUUUUCGCUGAGACCAUGGACCUACUGGACAGGAUGGUUCUCACCGAGAGCCUCGGCGUUCAAGCAAUAAUUGUCGACAUUGCCAGGAACUUGUGUAUUGUUCAUCCGUCAGCUCGGCGGCGCUCGGAUCCCACAGAUGGCAAUGAGAACCUCUCGGAAGACAUUGAGCAGCUCUUCGAGCUUACGCGCAUCAUCGUUCUCGUUCUUGCAGGUAUCAUUCCAGGGCUCUCCGAGACGCCCGUAUCUGUCCAACUGGAAACGUCAGAAGAAGCGAGCACCAUUGUGCGAACUUCUCUACAAGCCUUGGUGGAUGUUUCUGAAGUGUUCCCGUCGAUCAUUAAAGCUGAUCUGCACGCAUCCAUUCUGCACAUCUUCAUCUCUAUUCUCGGCACGGGCUCCUGUCAAAGCAUCGUGGUUCCCCAAGCACUCCCAAUUUUCCGACGCUUCCUGUUAAGCAUGGUGGCUGACGAGCUUCCGGACACCAAGGACCAUAUCCAAAAUGCUCUCAAGCGCAUGCUGUUCAUACUCAAGCAUGCUCAAAGAAGAGAAACACCUGCGAGCCUGCCAUGCGAGAAGAAUACACUACUUGCCUGCGCAAUCUUGACUUCAGUCGCACAACCGCUCCUCGAUGCCGAUGAUGCCUCGGUCACGCAAUUCUUGAUCGAGCUGCGCGAGUCCCUUUCAACAGCAUCUGCAGCUAAAGUUGCUGCCGGCUGUCUCCGAACGCUGCUUUUGCAGGGCGUCGCUGCACGCCACACAUUCUCGAUAGCCAUAGAAUUCCUACAAAAUGAGCUUGACGUGGACGCAUUUUCUGAGAGCAAAAACAUGGUUGGUCAAACAUUGGUUUUAUAUACCUCGAAGCUGGCCGCGACGGAAAAGCCUGCUGCUGUGGGACUUUUGAUAUUUCUGUUCUUGCAGCGUGCGGACAGAGAGACUCCGGCGACGCACAUCGAGAUCGCUUCGCGCCUUCUCGAGCUUGCCGCUACUGACAAUGCUGCAUUUAGAGCAGUCGUUGCGCGUAUGACCGACGAGCAGAAAACGACGAUGGAGAAGGUGCUCAAAUCGCAGGCCCGAGUGCGUGCCGGACAGCACGAUGGCAGCAAUGAUCACGAGCCGACGAUCCAACUCAAAAUGGACUUUGGGCGAUGAUGAGAUGUGAUCGGCAAUGGACAAUCUUCACAUGACUUCAGUCCUGCUUACAUAGGUAUAUAUCAAAACGUUAUGCUUGAUGAACUCUGAAGCCGUCCAG
Messenger RNA from Dissoconium aciculare CBS 342.82, 6549 nucleotides. Its product is annotated as ARM repeat-containing protein. Gene Ontology annotation, cellular component: endocytic vesicle; membrane; Golgi apparatus. Gene Ontology annotation, biological process: retrograde transport, endosome to Golgi; endocytosis; intracellular protein localization. NCBI's taxonomy places the organism in Eukaryota, Fungi, Ascomycota, Dothideomycetes, Mycosphaerellales, Dissoconiaceae. The coding region runs from base 348 to 6449 and encodes 2033 amino acids. The transcript has a single exon. The record is from RefSeq and is a predicted model, not a curated record.